UACUACACAGUUGAUAGAAGAGCGUAAUUAUCUUGUUGAGCAAGAAUUUAAUUUGUGCAUUGUACUGUGAUUUAUCGCAACUCAAACAAGUCAUACAUACAUACUGUUAGUCAACAAAAAUCAAUGUGAACGCAACGUUGGUAAAGCUAUGAAAAUGUAUUCGAUUUGUACCGACUUGUAAAGUGUUUCUUGUGUUACUUGCGAGAAUUUUACCAAUUGUUACAGGCAAUGGGUAAAGAACCAGUUUUUUUAAACAAUAUAUCAUAAGAUUUUUCUAUAGAAGAGCUUCCAAAGGAAAAGGAAUAAUGUUGAACAGUAUACUCAAGCAUAUUUUACACUGUUUUCUACUAUGCAUUGUUAUAAUUACUUUUGAAUUAAUUUUUGGUGGAGUUUGCUGGAACAGUGAUAAAUAUGUAGACUUAGAUCCAUGGGUUCAGUAUGGAUUUGUUGGUGCACUUACAUUAUAUCUGUUGCGAACACUUACAUUUCUUUCGUUCCCUCAAGUUUUAUUUAAUUUCAUUGGAUUGACAAUUUAUAAUGCAUUCCCAGAUAAAGUUAUCUUAAAUGGUUCACCAUUACUUGCACCAUUCAUUUGCAUUAGAGUGGUAACACGAGGAGAUUAUCCUCAGUUAGUGCAAGAAAAUGUAAUGAGAAAUUUAAAUAAAUGUUUAGAAACUGGUGUAGAAAACUUUCAAAUUGAAGUAGUAACUGAUAAACCAAUUGGGUUAUCCCAUCAUCAAAGAAUUAGAGAAGUGGUUGUUCCACCAAAUUAUUGCACAAGUAGUGGCGCUUUAUUCAAAGCACGAGCUUUGCAAUAUUGUUUAGAGAAAUCAGUGAAUGAAUUAGCAGAUAAUGAUUGGAUUGUGCAUCUUGAUGAAGAAACCCUUAUGACUGAAAAUUCUCUUCGUGGUAUAUUAAACUUUGUAUUGGAUGGAAAACAUCAAUUUGGUCAAGGAUUAAUUACAUAUGCAAAUGAAGAUGUUGUUAAUUGGAUUACUACAUUAGCAGAUAGCUUUAGAGUAGCAGAUGAUAUGGGAAAAUUAAGGCUACAAUUCACAAUGUUUCAUAAACCAUUCUUCAGUAUGAAAGGGUCUUAUGUUGUUACUCAGAUGAGUGCGGAAAGACAAGUUUCUUUUAACAAUGGAUUGGAUGGAUCUGUUGCAGAAGAUUGCUUUUUUGCAAUGAAAGCAUUUACCCAAGGUUACACGUUUAAUUUUGUGGAUGGUGAAAUGUGGGAAAAAUCACCAUUCACGUUAUGGGACUUUGUACAACAAAGAAAACGGUGGCUACAAGGUAUAUUGCUUGUUGUACAUUCCAAAGCAAUUCCAUUAAAUAAAAAAUUACUCUUAGGCAUAUCUUGUUACUCAUGGGUGACAAUGCCUUUGUCUACUUCAAAUGUCAUAUUAGCUGGACUUUAUCCCAUUACUUGUCCUGCAAUUAUAAAUUUUCUAUGCGCCUUUAUUGGUGCAGUGAAUAUUUACAUGUACAUUUUUGGUGUAGUUAAAUCAUUUUCUUUACAUCGAUUUGGCAUUGCUCGUUUUGUAUUAUGCAUAUGUGGGGCAUUAUCAACUAUUCCUUUCAAUAUAAUUUUUGAAAAUAUUGCUGUUAUAUNUAUUUAUCAAUGCAUAAUAUUGAUCUAA
Megalopta genalis is the source of this 1640-nucleotide messenger RNA. The record is from RefSeq and is a predicted model, not a curated record. Lineage: Eukaryota; Metazoa; Arthropoda; Insecta; Hymenoptera; Halictidae.